AUGGCCUUCUUCCCGCGCUUCACUGAGCUCUCGCCUCUGUUCCACCUGCUCGACGACUACGAGGCCCACCGCUCCCGCCCCACAUGCCGUCGAUCUACUAGAACACCUACUACAUCCACCACGACCACACAACCCACCUUCACUCCCGCCUUUGACGUGCGCGAGCUGGACAGUGGCUACUAUCUCGACGGCGAGCUGCCAGGCGUGGUCCAGAGCAAUAUCGAUAUUGAAUUCAGCGACCCCCAGACCCUAGUCAUCAAGGGCCGCACGGAGCGGGAGUAUGCGGAAUCCACCACCACGAACAGCAACAAAGAUAUCAAGUCUACCUCUCCUGCUUCGCGAUGGCGUCAGCCUACCGUCCAAAAUGAGGAUGAGGAUGAAGCUGCUCAGUCCAACACUGACUCUGAUACCACCACCACAGCUGAGCCAGCCUCAAAUCACGACUCCCCAUACCACUACUGGGUCUCAGAGCGAUCAAUCGGCAACUUCCAGCGCACCUUCACUUUCCCAACGCGGGUAGACCAGGAUGCCGUACGGGCCAAUUUGAAGAAUGGGGUUUUGUCAGUGUUCGUGCCGAAGGAGGCUGCGCCGCAGACGAAGAAGAUUCGUGUUCUGUGA
Messenger RNA from Penicillium riverlandense, 618 nucleotides. Its product is annotated as Hsp20/alpha crystallin family protein. Lineage: Eukaryota; Fungi; Ascomycota; Eurotiomycetes; Eurotiales; Aspergillaceae. Gene Ontology annotation, biological process: response to hydrogen peroxide; response to salt stress; response to heat. The record is from RefSeq and is a predicted model, not a curated record. The transcript has a single exon. Bases 1 to 618 code for a protein of 205 amino acids.